Messenger RNA from Lemur catta (Ring-tailed lemur), 4688 nucleotides. RefSeq names its product exportin for tRNA (gene XPOT). NCBI's taxonomy places the organism in Eukaryota, Metazoa, Chordata, Mammalia, Primates, Lemuridae. Bases 472 to 3360 code for a protein of 962 amino acids. The record is from RefSeq and is a predicted model, not a curated record. Gene Ontology annotation, cellular component: nuclear pore; nuclear matrix; cytoplasm. Gene Ontology annotation, molecular function: tRNA binding; small GTPase binding. Gene Ontology annotation, biological process: intracellular protein transport; tRNA re-export from nucleus. The transcript has 25 exons.
CCCGCGGGCUGCCGCCCGCGCUCUCCAUGAGGCUGCUGGCGCUGGCCCGCGCGGCACCGACGCGGGGAGCGCGCUUCGCGCUGACUCAGCGGCGGUGGCGGCGGCGGCGUUAGCCGGCCCUCGCGCUCUUUCCCUUCCUGGGGCGCCGACCCCGCCCGCCUGCUUGCUAGCCUGCCUGCCCGGCGCCACGCAAGAGAAGGUGCCAGGGCACGCGGAGCGGCGAGAGGCGCGCGGCCCCGGCCCCUUCCAUCUCCUGCGUUAGCGCUGCGGCAGUGGCGGAGGACUACGGCGACAAGGACGAGGGCCGCUCUCCCGCUCCUUACGUGCGGCGUCGCUCUGCUCCGCUGACCGGCCCACGGGAGUGCAGGCGGGGAGGCGGGAUGGAGUGAUAGGGAAGAUGUUUGUGGAUUCUUCUGUGGGAUCAGAGGGCACGCCUGUUGUAACCAGAGAACUCCAAGUAUAGCAGCAAGGAUGGAUGAACAGGCUCUUUUAGGGCUAAAUCCAAAUGCUGAUUCAGACUUUAGACAAAGGGCCUUGGCCUAUUUUGAGCAAUUAAAGAUUUCCCCAGAUGCUUGGCAGGUGUGUGCAGAAGCUCUAGCCCAGAGGACAUACAGUGAUGAUCACAUAAAGUUUUUCUGCUUUCAAGUACUAGAACAUCAAGUUAAAUACAAGUAUUCAGAACUAACCAGUGUUCAACAACAACUAAUUAGGGAGACACUCAUAUCUUGGCUUCAAGCUCAGAUGCUGAAUCCCCAACCAGAGAAGACCUUUAUACGAAACAAAGCAGCCCAAGUGUUCGCCUUGCUUUUUGUCACAGAGUAUCUUACUAAAUGGCCCAAGUUUUUUUUUGACAUUCUCUCAGUAGUGGACCUAAAUCCAAGGGGAGUAGAUCUAUACAUCCGAAUCCUCAUGGCUAUUGAUUCUGAAUUGGUGGAUCGUGAUGUUGUGCAUACAUCAGAGGAGGCUCGUAGGAAUACUCUCAUAAAAGAUACCAUGAGGGAACAGUGCAUUCCAAAUCUAGUGGAAUCAUGGUACCAAAUAUUACAAAAUUAUCAGUAUACUAAUUCAGAAGUGACAUGUCAGUGCCUUGCAGUAGUUGGGGCUUAUGUUUCUUGGAUAGACUUAUCUCUUAUAGCCAAUGAUAGGUUUAUAAAUAUGCUGCUAGGUCACAUGUCAAUAGAAGUUCUACGGGAAGAAGCAUGUGACUGUUUAUUUGAAAUUGUAAAUAAAGGAAUGGACCCUGUUGAUAAAAUGAAACUAGUAGAAUCUUUGUGUCAAGUAUUACAGUCUGCUGGGUUUUUCAGCAUUGACCAGGAAGAAGAUGUUGACUUCUUGGCCAGAUUUUCUAAGCUGGUAAAUGGAAUGGGACAGUCAUUGAUAGUUAGCUGGACUAAAUUAAUUAAGAAUGGGGAUAUCAAGAAUGCUCAAGAGGCACUACAAGCGAUUGAAACAAAAGUGGCACUGAUGUUGCAGCUACUAAUUCAUGAGGAUGAUGACAUCUCUUCUAACAUUAUUGGAUUUUGUUAUGAUUAUCUUCACAUUUUGAAACAGCUUACAGUGCUCUCGGAUCAGCAGAAAGCUAAUGUAGAGGCAAUCAUGUUGGCCGUUAUGAAAAAAUUAACUUAUGAUGAAGAAUAUAACUUUGAAAAUGAGGGUGAAGAUGAAGCCAUGUUUGUAGAAUAUAGAAAACAACUGAAGUUGUUGUUGGACAGGCUUGCUCAAGUUUCACCAGAGUUACUGCUGGCUUCUGUUCGCAGAGUUUUUAGUUCUACACUGCAGAAUUGGCAGACUACACGGUUUAUGGAAGUUGAAGUAGCAAUAAGAUUGCUGUAUAUGUUGGCAGAAGCUCUUCCAGUAUCUCAUGGUGCUCACUUCUCAGGUGAUGUUUCAAAAGCUAGUGCUUUGCAGGAUAUGAUGAGAACUUUGGUAACAUCAGGAGUCAGUUCCUAUCAGCAUACAUCUGUGACAUUAGAGUUCUUUGAAACGGUUGUUAGAUAUGAAAAGUUUUUCACAGUCGAACCUCAACACAUUCCGUGUGUACUAAUGGCUUUCUUAGAUCACAGAGGUCUGCGGCAUUCUAGUGCAAAAGUCCGGAGCAGGACUGCUUACCUGUUUUCUAGAUUUGUCAAAUCUCUCAAUAAACAAAUGAAUCCUUUCAUUGAAGAUAUUUUGAAUAGAAUACAAGACUUAUUAGAGCUUUCUCCACCUGAGAAUGGUUACCAGUCCUUGUUGAGCAGCGAUGAUCAACUAUUUAUUUAUGAGACAGCUGGAGUACUGAUUGUUAAUAGUGAAUACCCAGCUGAAAGGAAGCAGGGAUUAAUGAGGAAUCUGUUGACCCCACUAAUGGAGAAGUUUAAAAUUCUAUUAGAAAAACUGAUGCUGGCACAAGAUGAAGAAAGACAGGCAUCCCUAGCAGACUGUCUCAACCAUGCUGUUGGAUUUGCCAGUCGAACCAGCAAAGCUUUCAGCAACAAGCAGACUGUGAAACAAUGUGGUUGUUCCGAAGUUUAUCUGGACUGUUUACAGACAUUCUUGCCAGCGCUCAGUUGUCCCUUACAAAAGGAUAUUCUCAGAAGUGGAGUUCGCACUUUCCUUCAUCGAAUGAUUAUUUGCCUCGAGGAAGAAGUUCUUCCAUUCAUCCCAUCUGCCUCAGAACACAUGCUUAAAGAUUGUGAAGCAAAAGACCUCCAGGAGUUCAUUCCUCUUAUCAACCAGAUCACAGCCAAAUUUAAGAUACAGGUAUCCCCAUUUUUACAACAGAUGUUCAUGCCUCUGCUUCAUGCAAUUUUUGAAGUGCUGCUCCGACCAGCAGAAGAAAAUGACCAGUCUGCUGCUUUAGAGAAGCAGAUGUUGCGGAGGAGUUACUUUGCUUUCCUACAAACAGUCACAGGCAGUGGAAUGAGCGAAGUGAUAGCAAAUCAAGGUGCAGAGAAUGUAGAAAGAGUGCUGGUUACUGUUAUCCAAGGAGCAGUUGAAUAUCCGGAUCCAAUUGCACAGAAAACAUGUUUUAUUAUUCUCUCAAAGUUGGUAGAACUCUGGGGAGGUAAAGAUGGACCAGUGGGAUUUGCUGAUUUUGUCUAUAAGCACAUUGUCCCUGCAUGCUUCCUGGCACCUUUAAAACAAACCUUUGACCUGGCAGAUGCACAAACAGUAUUGGCUUUAUCUGAGUGUGCAGUGACACUGAAAACAAUUCAUCUCAAACGGGGCCCAGAAUGUGUUCAGUAUCUUCAACAAGAAUACCUGCCCUCCUUGCAAGUAGCUCCAGAAAUCAUUCAGGAAUUUUGUCAAGCGCUUCAGCAACCUGAUGCGAAAGUUUUUAAAAAUUACUUAAAGGUGUUCUUCCAGAGAGCAAAGCCCUAAGACUGGAUCUCCCUGUGCCUACUUCUUGAUCAGGAAUUCCAGUGAAUAAUUUAUAAAGAAGUGAUUUUUGUGUGCCAUUCACACUGGUCUUUUUAACAUUGUUUUGAGCUUAUUAGAGUAUAUGUAUUGGGAUUUUUAUGUAAAAUGGGUAUAAUUUUCCCUAAAUACAGGUAUGUGACAACAAGAAAAGUUGUGUGCAUGCCAACUCAAUUGUUCUAUAUAAAAAUGCUGUUAAAAGACACAGUGGUUAUCUUAGUACCUUAAUUUUUUUUUAUUUGAAACUUUAAGUCAAGUCCUUUAUAAAGAAUUAUAGCUGUGGAAAACGGUGUACUUUUUAAAAAAUUGCUGAAUAUAAAAUGUUUGAAAAUUUUAAUUUUCUUUAAGUGCAAACACAAAGUAUGGGGGGAUAUAACAAUUAAAACUAAUUUUUUUGUAGAUAGCCAUUAUAUUUCUUUGAACAGUUAAAAUGCCAAUGUGGAUUCUACAAAACAGAAUGGUUUCUAUAAAUUAGUUGAUUUAAAAGUAGGUGCCAGUGUUCCACAUUUUUUUAUAAAAAUAAAUUUUAUGUAGUGAAAUCUACCAAGUCGUUUCUGGAAUUAUUGUAAAUGCUUUAGUCUUAUUUUCUCAUCUUAAUCUCUCCUUGAUGUCCCAUUUCAAGUUUUGCAAAUAUGAGUAUAUGGAUGCUUUAUUUCAUUUAAUUUUGCUCCUAAAAGGUUACAUGUAACUUAGUUUUGUUAAAGAGUCUUUUAAAAAUGUACUAGAAAAAGCCUAUGUGAAUCUGUUGAUAGAAUUAAAAUCCCAAUUCUUUUCCUAACUUUUCUAUUGGAUGUACUUAGAACACAGUAUACCUGUGUGUUUAUGAUGUUUAUAAAUGGUAGCUGACCAUUUAAUUAGUACUUACCCCUACCACCUUCCAUUUUUAUUCAUGGCUACUUGAGAAAGCAAAGGGAAAAAUAAUAGCAUCAGUAGUAGCCUUGGAAAAUCCUGAGAGGAGGGACAAAACUGAAGAGCAGAAUUACUACAGACAUUUAAGUUUAAAUUCCAAAAGCCCAAUUAAGAUUUUCAGGAAGGGUCUGUUUGUUUGUUUUACCCUUUGGCCAUUGUGUCUCCUAGGGGUUUCAUGGAUGGGUUUCAGCAGCCUAUAAACUCCCUAAAAUUGUAUUUUAAAUUGUGCGCGUGAAUCGUUUUCUGGGUUUAAUUCCAGAGGAAAUUUUAAAUGUUUUUCUUAGAUCAUGGAAUAAAAGUACUUCACCAAAUUGAUGGUUAAUUGUAAAAACAGAUCAGUGGAAUGUAUAUAUUAUACGUCAAUAAAAAUGUUUUUAGAAAUA